GCUGAUUCUUCAGCUCAAAGAAGAAAGGAACUUUUGCCGCUACACCAAGUACCGCCAGAGUACAGGGAGCGGCUACUACACAGAACUUUUUUUGACCUAACAAGCAGCAGCAGCAGACUGGAGAGAGAGAGAGAGAGCAGACCCAGAAUUAUGUAACAACUGCAGUUGCACUGGCACUGGCCGCAAAUUUGCAAGUCAAGUCACUGGAGAUGUCACUCCACACGAAUGGACACUCGGGACAGCUGAGCAAAGCUGCCGCCGCGGUCGCUGUGCAUCGUUUUAGGUCGGACCGGUCCGUUGGACUUAAUCUGAGAAUGAUUGUGCAAUAUUUGUGAAGUAUCCGUUGUCCUGGCAAGGUUGUUAUGGACGCACGCUGUUUGUGCAUAUAAACAUGUUUGCAGCACAAACACCUCAUUUUCUACCCUUGAGUUCAGUUUGGAGUUGCCUGCGAGAAUGAUCUCACGCCGCGACAAAUUGCUGCUACAGCCCUGGGAGCAGCUCCGUUAUGCACAGCAUCGGGAGAAGGUAUUGUCCGCACGCCCAGCCAUCGAUACGCAUACGCCGCGCUGCCACGAGCACGUGCAACGCAAAUGGAAAAAGCAACAGAACGAGCUCGAGCGUCAGCAGCAGAUUGAGCGUGAAAAUCUACGGCUUCUGCAGAAGCUGGGCGACAUCAUGAGAACGAAGCGAAUCAACAAUGUUUGGCUGGAGCCGCGACCCAAUUUCCUCAAUCGCGAAAAGCAAUUUCCCACACGUCCGUACUCCAGUUUGCCGGAAAUUGUCACCAUUUAUGGUCAGCAGCCGCCGGGUACGCUCAUCUAUGGUAUGCUGCCCAAGCCCACAGUGGUGGGUCGCUGUCCCACGUGCAGCGGCAAUCCGGAACGCACCGAGGUGGCCAUUCCCGAGCAGCGUACACCCUGGGCCCCGGCCCGAAAGUCAUGGAAUCGCAAGACACAACAGCCGCUGCAGCAGCAACGUUGCUACCACUGCGGCUCGUAUAAAAGCAGCGAGCGCAAAUUGUCUGAGGACUAUGCCUACUCCUUUGAUGGCUGAUGAAAGCGACGUGUAAGUUACGAAAAUAAAAUACACAUUUAUUAAUCAAGGCUUUGGUAUGUUGGGCGGCAGCGUGGCAAAGGUGAGAAAGCCUGUGUGUCCGGGCAACGUUUGAGGAUUGCUCGAGGUGAGAUACUUCUUCAGCUCCUUGGGUGUUUUGGUCUCCUCAGCGUUAG
Molecule: messenger RNA, 1229 nt
Organism: Drosophila subobscura
Lineage: Eukaryota; Metazoa; Arthropoda; Insecta; Diptera; Drosophilidae
Exons: 2
Coding region: 454-1053 (199 amino acids)
Source: RefSeq, a predicted model, not a curated record